GCCGGGAGCCCUGGGGACCGAGUCUGCACGCCGCGCGGGACCCGGAGCGGGGAGGGCCGCGCCGCCGCCGCCGCCUCCUUCCGCUGGCCAUGCAUUCUUCCGGCUCCCGCAGCCCGGGCCCGGCCCCGGCCUGCCCGAGAAAGACAGGACCGACGCCAAUGUGAGAAUGGCUGUGACCGUGGAAGAAGCUCCGUGGCUGGGCUGGAUCGUAGCGAAAGCCCUGAUGAGAUUUGCCUUCAUGGUCGCCAACAACCUGGUUGCUAUCCCAUCCUACAUCUGCUAUGUAAUUAUACUGCAGCCCCUCCGAGUGCUGGACAGCAGGCGCUUCUGGUAUAUCGAGGGACUCAUGUACAAAUGGCUUUUAGGAAUGGUGGCUUCUUGGGGAUGGUAUGCAGGAUACACAGUGAUGGAAUGGGGGGAAGAUAUUAAAGCAAUCUCUAAUGAUGAAGCAGUGAUGUUGGUGAACCACCAGGCAACUGGAGAUGUGUGUACAUUGAUGAUGUGCCUACAGGACAAAGGACCGGUUGUUGCUCAGAUGAUGUGGCUGAUGGAUCAUAUUUUCAAGUACACAAACUUUGGAAUUGUUUCUCUGAUUCAUGGGGACUUCUUUAUAAGACAGGGAAGAUCCUAUCGUGACCAACAGUUACUGGUUCUCAAGAAGCACCUAGAACAUAAUUAUAGGAGCAGAGAUCGAAAAUGGAUUGUUUUGUUUCCUGAAGGGGGCUUUCUCAGGAAGAGGAGAGAAACAAGCCAGGCAUUUGCCAAGAAAAAUAACUUGCCAUUUCUUACACAUGUCACUUUGCCAAGGUUUGGGGCAACAAACAUUAUACUGAAUGCACUUGUAGCGCGGCAGGAAAAUGGAAGCCCAGCAGGAGGAGACGCUAGAGGGUUAGAAUGCAAAUCAAGAGGCCUCCAAUGGAUAAUAGACACAACCAUAGCUUAUCCCAAAGCUGAACCAAUAGAUAUUCAGACCUGGAUCCUUGGAUACAGGAAACCAACAGUCACUCAUGUUCAUUACAGGAUUUUUCCAAUUAAAGAUGUGCCCUUGGAGACUGAUGACCUCGCCAGUUGGCUCUAUCAACGGUUUAUUGAAAAGGAGGACCUCUUGUCACAUUUUUACAAAACAGGGGCCUUUCCUCCUCUCCAGGGCCAGAAGGAAGCUGUUUCCAAGGAGAUGACCCUCAGCAACAUGUGGAUAUUCCUCAUUCAGUCCUUCGCAUUUUUGUCAGGCUACCUGUGGUACCACAUCAUUCAGUAUUUUUACCAUUGCCUAUUUUAGGAACUGACUUGGACUUGCCACAUAGGAGUUCAGACUUCAUACAUGUGCAUUAUUUUACAUGUGCAAAUCUAAAUAUACAAAUCAAAAUAUAUAAAAAGCAAAGGAAAUUCAAAUGGAUGGAUUAAUGUUUAUCCCCCUUUGGGAUAUUUUAAAACUCUACUACAAUGAGGAUCAGUAAUACAAUGAUGUGCUAAUAUAUUUUAAGAACUUUUCGUGUUUUAAAGAGAUACACUCUACCAUAUGUUUAUGCAAGCAUCACACUGGGAGAAGAGGAAAUCAUAAAAUCAUCUUAGAAGACUCCAAAAGAAACUGUUGCCACCAGAUGCCCUUGGUCAUGCCCCUGUUCAGAAGCUGUGCCCCUCUUUAUUAGGGCAGAGCUUCACAACAUUAAUGUGUCCAGCCAUCAUGCUGAGGUACUGGUAGCCUGGAGAGCUGGUGGGUAAGUUCUGAGGACUGGUCUGCUUAUCUAACAAGCUGCAGUCCUCAACCCUGGCUGAGGUACAGCAUUGGCAUUCUGUGGGAGCAGUGUCCACUGUACACCUGAUCACUGUGUCCCCAGAAAGGCUAGCUCAUCCCAGCACCGUGUUUACAUGUGCUAGUGUUUCCCUUCUGUCGGGAGAGGGGAGCACCCACUUUCUCUUUUUGUAUAGAAGGCACAUCAUAGAAUGAAUAUUGUAUUUUACAAAAUGCACUUUUAUCAGAUGCAAAUACAGCGAAGGAUAGUAACCCAGCCUGACACAAAGGGAAGCCUCACCUGUGAGCAGGCUCCCAGGAGGCUUUUCUGUCUACGUGCUUGCCUGUGAUACGCUCCAGCACCAUCUUCAUUGGUCACCUCCCUGACCCCAUUCCCCUGUUGGUAGCUGGAUCCCCCCACCCCCAAUUUUGACAUAGUAGCACCAAAUGUAUUUGGGGGCAGUUAAAGCAAAUUAACGUAAAACAUUUAAAUGACCAGUUUAAGGGAAAUAGACUAGCUUAUUAGGAAAUAAAAGAUAGAACCAGACAUUGGCUUGCAGUAUUGACAGGACCUCCUGUGGCCCCCAGAGUCUGUGCAGACAUCAGUGUGUUCUGUCAUUAGCGUCAAGCAGCUGCCCCUCUCAGGGUGGCAGGACCAGGGCACAGCAGCUCAGUACACUUCCCAGCCUCUUCCAGCUGUCCUUGAAGAGGGCAGAGUCCAGAAAAGGUUUUAAGUUUGUCAUUGUUCAUGUGGUUUACCUCCUAGGAGAACUGGACUUUGCAAAAAAGUGCAGGCACUGCAUCAGCACUGAGACAGAGGGCUGGUUUGGGGUGAUGAAGUUCCAAAGCUUGAAAGUCAGCAGUAUUCUGUGCAUGAACACUGUCGGUUCCCCCAUGUGACUAACAACACAAGUAACAGUUCUGACAAAUAGGCUGCAAAACAAAAACACAGACUAAUGUUUUCUGUUCUCAAAUAAACCAAAAGGAAAAACGAAAGAGGAAAAGAUGUGAAUAUUCCCCAGUUGUAUGGGAAAGGCUGACAACACCAAAUAAAAGCCCAUAGCAGCUUCAUCUUUAGCAAACCCAGAGCCCGUGUGGAGGAGAAUGACGUGUUCCUGACAUACCUCACUGGUGCCACACCACCACUGUUACAGUGCAGGAGACAGUGGGUUUGGUUAUUAGAAAGCAUUUCACUCUGACUUUCAGUGACAUUGCAGAGGUCAAGAAAGCAGCCCUAAUCUGGAAAUGAUGGGCAGCCAGAGAGAAGCUGCUCAGGGCCUCUAGUUGAGACCCAGGGACAAGUGUUCAUUUGCUGGAUGAAUUGAGUUGAGACAUUAGUUGGCCAUCUGGGGGAGAAGUCCACUGUCAAGUAUAGCAUGCAGUCCUAGCUAGCAGACCAUUUCCCCAUGGCAAAGCAAGCCACAGACCAUGGUGGCCAGUUCCUGCAUGGGUCUGUAUAUCCAUACGUGCAGACAGAAGUGUGGCUCUGGCCCACUUCUACCACUGCUAUGCUCCAAAAGGAACGUGAUCAUUGAGUAUAGUGUACAUGUUAAACCCACCCCCCUAAGAUGCAUUACUUUCCAAUGCAGUUUCAUUUCCACAGUCUCUAGAGUGACAAGUAACUAUAGAUUUGUGAACUAACUUUUGAUAAUAGACAUGAGCUGUAAAUAGAUAUGUAUUUGAUUUGUCCUACACCUCUUCGGUUCUUUCUACAUGUCUUCUGUGUGCAAACACGUUUGAGAGUAUUGAAAGUGCUUCCUUACCAGUAACUGGAGUCCACCUGCUAGUCCUGGGGAAUGUGAAGAGAGAAUAGUCUGGGGAAGCCGCAACAUGCCACUGAAGAGAACUGAAUAAAAUUCCCCAUUUGUACUUAGUAUGUAAAGAAAGCUAAUGUCUUAAGUCAGGGGAAAGUGAGUAAAGCCACUUCAGUUUACAGAGGCAUCCUUUAUGGUUGCAGCUCUUUGCCCUCAGCUGGACUGCCUGGCUUCCUGCAGACGGGCUGGGCGAUUCACAGGCAAGACCAAGCAAGAGCUCAACUCACCCAGUUCAGAAAUACACAUAUGACAGAGAAGCCUGUAAGCAGUGGGAGCAAAGAGAAACCAGAGUGGAAUGAAGCUUGAAUGGAUAAACAAGUUAGAUGAGAAUUUAAUAAAGUAUGAAAAUGGUUAUCUGUGGGUUCCAAUCUGUCAUGU
This is a messenger RNA of Peromyscus leucopus (white-footed mouse), 3924 nucleotides long. RefSeq names its product lysophosphatidylglycerol acyltransferase 1 (gene Lpgat1). The record is from RefSeq and is a predicted model, not a curated record. The transcript has 8 exons. NCBI's taxonomy places the organism in Eukaryota, Metazoa, Chordata, Mammalia, Rodentia, Cricetidae. Gene Ontology annotation, cellular component: endomembrane system. The coding region runs from base 167 to 1279 and encodes 370 amino acids. Gene Ontology annotation, molecular function: acyltransferase activity.